This is a messenger RNA of Micromonas commoda, 1128 nucleotides long. RefSeq lists its product with no specific name. NCBI's taxonomy places the organism in Eukaryota, Viridiplantae, Chlorophyta, Mamiellophyceae, Mamiellales, Mamiellaceae. The coding region runs from base 95 to 1063 and encodes 322 amino acids. The transcript has a single exon. Gene Ontology annotation, cellular component: cytoplasm; membrane. The record is from RefSeq and is a predicted model, not a curated record.
GACGACGCGCGGGUCCUUCGGGCUCGUCAGCGUUCCCGCUCCAACCGCAGACACAGGGCGCGUCCUCGAAAGCGCGUGGAAUCCACCCGGGACUAUGUGGGCGGUCACGACGCGCGCCACGGCGUUGAGGGUCACCGCCUCGAUUGGUGCCUGCGGGAGGUCCGCGGUGGUCGUCGCGACUCGCGCGCGGCCCGCUCGAUGCGCCGUCAACGACAACUCGUCGAUGAGGCGCCCCGUGAACCGCGUCGGCGACCGCUUCCGCGCGGACGCCGUCUCCGGCUGCGGUCCCUUCGCGCCCUCGCGUCCGUCGACCCGCCCCGACGGCAACGCCGGGCCAUCCUUCCGGCGGCAGCGAAGGGGCGUCGCUCGAGCCGCCGAGGGAGGCGGCGGCGGCGGGUCCGGCGGAUCCGGAGGAUCCGGAGGCGGAUCCGGAGGCGGAGGCGGCGACUCCGGCGCGUCGUCGGGAUCCGGCGGCGGCGGGCUUUGGGUGCUCUACCUGAGCUCUCUGGAGAAGAACCCUCUGCUCACCAAGUGCGUCACGUCCGGCAUCCUCAACUCCGCCGGCGACCUCUUCGCGCAGUUCAUGUUCGAGGACGCCGCGAGCAAGGGAUGCGACUGGAAGCGCGCGGGGGUCUUCACCUUCCUCGGCGCGGCGCUCGUCGGUCCGUGCCUGCACUUCUGGUACACCAACCUGAACAAGAUUGUCGUCGCCACCGGCGCGGUCGGUUCCGCCGCGGCGGUGACGAGUCUCGCGCUCGAUCAGCUCGUCUUUGCGCCGACGUUCCUCGCGGUUUUCAUCGCGUCGCUGUUUACCAUCGAGGGGAACGCCGCCGCGGUGGUGCCAAAGCUGAAGCAGGACUGGUCGCAGACGGUCGUCGCCAACUGGAAGGUUUGGGUGCCGUUUCAGUUUUUGAACUUUAGGUUCGUGCCCGUGAACCUUCAGGUGGGCGCGGCGAACGUCAUCGCGCUGCUUUGGAACACGUACAUGUCGUGGGUCACGCACCUCGAGGUCAAGCCCGCGGAGCCCGAGCCCAAGGGAAAGAAGGGCUCGAAGAAGAAGUGAACGGUGGGGGAAUCGGACGGAGGAGUUGAGUUGAGACUGUAAAAUACAUUGUUCACCCGUGGUUG